CGAAAGGUUUUCUUCCCGCACACAAGUAGCAAGCCGUUGGGGAAAAACCGAAAAAGAGGGCGAGCGCACAAGGGAGGCGACCAGCGGCCGACGGCGCGCGGCGGUAGACGGCGGCUGCAGGGGCAGGUUAUUUGAAGUAUUGUUAGGAACGAUUGAAGGGCUGCUGCUGCCGGUGCCGAGCACCUCCCUCGUGUGGCACCUCUUCAUGUUACGGCCGGCCAAGGCAUGCAUGCUGACGACCAAGUACCGCCUCGCCGUCGGUGACCGCCAUGGCCUUCACGCGCGUGGAGCUUCGGUGCCCCAAGACGCUUGACCCCUGCACGAGCUGGACCCUCAGGGACGUCCUCACCGAGUUUGAUGCAUUUGAAGCCACCCGUCUUGCCGCGCCGCCUAUGCCCCUCAAGCAGCCGCUGAAGUGGGCUGAUGGUGGCAGCAGGAGGGAGAAGGCUUUUGUCAUGCGGGUUGAGGAGGAAGGCGACACGGAAGACGAAGAUGAUGACAGUGAUGAGGAUGCCCGGGCUCUUGUAGCACACGGAGCGAGGUUUUCAUGUAAUGAUAUCGAAUCAAGUGACUCUGAAGAAUCAGGGGAUGAAUUAGAUGGUAGGGUUACACCAUACCACCUGAUGGAGAAAAGGAGCCUGGAGAAGAGUAUUCUACUUGAGCUGGAACGCGAGCAUCGUCUCAAAAUUCAAGAGGAAGUUAGAAGUAAGUUAUCUGCAUUGGAGGUAUGCCACCAAAAUGAAAUCCAGAGAACAAUCUCUGCACUUGCUCGACUUCAGAAAUACGCAGAAUCAAGGAAAGAGAUAGAUAGAAGGCUAGAUGUCCACUUCCAGAGGAAAAUUGCAGAAAUACUCGAUAAACACUUGUCUAUGGUCCAAAGGGACCAUAAACAAAAAUCCCAGAUUGUAGAACGUAGAAUAAGAGAUGAUGCAGCUAUUGAGGAAGCUAAAAGAAGGGAGCAAGCUAUGAAGGAAGAUAAAAUAAAGCAGGAAAGGACCAGACAAGAAGCAGAGGCUAGGCAUAAGGCAGCUGCUAAAUUAGCAGCUGAAGCACAAAAGGCAGCAUAUGAGGCUGCUCAGAAGGAAGCUGCAGAAACCGAAGCUGCUAAAUUGAGAGCAGCAGCAGUUUCUCAGAACAGUGUUGCACAUGCAACAACGGUAAACAAGGAAGAAAUCAAAUCAGAACUACCAGGGAUCAAAGUUUUUGCUGAUAGUUCUGCAUUAGAAGCAGAAUCACGGAGGCAUGCACUACACGAUCAAGUUCCAUCAAACAUUUACCUCAGCAAGGAAUUUAGCAAAUAUGACCGGCAAAUUGGAAAAUCCAUCAGUAAACUUAUGCCAACUACUGACAGUGUCAAAGCUAGAGCUAGUGAGCUUAUUAAAGCUUUAGAUGGACAUGAUUGUCCUCGUCCAAUCGCUUGUCGUUUGUUUGCAGACAAGAUUAUUUCAAUUGUCAAGAGUCGAAACCCAAAGGACAAAACCUUUGGAAAUUUGGCCUUUGCCUGUGGAUAUGUCAUGCUGCUAGUCACUAACCAGGUACCAGAGGCAAUGGAUUAUCUUCUAGCGGAGUUCCACAAAGUUUGCGUAUACACAGUUCCAAAGCAUAUGCAUGCUUUAAAUGCACACGCACGGAACAGAGAUUACUACAGACUGAUUGGCUACCAGGAAGAAAAUGGACAACUUGAGAGCACUGAGAAGUAUUUGACCAACAUUGCUGCAUAUGUGAAACUGUAUGCUGCAACGAUUCAGACAGAAAUCAAGGGUGUGCAUCAUCCACAUGGCUUAGCAGAGGGAUGGAAAUGGCUUGCCAUGUUCCUCAAUACUCUCCCUGCCACCACAGCCACUGCUUGUGCGCUUCAUGCUUUCCUCAAGAUGGCUGGUUUUGCACUUCACAAGAAAUAUGGAUCGCAGUUCAUGAAAGUUCUAGAUGUAAUAUCACGGUGCUUUCUACCAGUUUUGAAAGAACAAGGCUCAAAAGUUCAGCCAGAGGCUGUCAAUAAUUUACAGAAUUAUCUGAAUGACAAAAUUUAUCUCGAGGAGCCAGAAGGGCAGUACCUCGCCCAGCAGCUGCUAUCUAAAGUGUUCAUGUGAGAUCAACACUGGAUCUGCAUGGUUGUCUCAUAUGGAUGGCACAAAGUUUGUUAUCCAUUAUCACCAGUUGCCAGAUGGUGUUCAUGUGCUCAGAAAGCAUCUACAUCGUCGAGGGAAUAAUCUCCACUGUUAUAACUUACAGAAGCCUGAAAAUCUGAUGAAGAUUACUUUUUAUAGUCUUCCUGUUGUAAUAGUAGUUGUCUUGAGCCUAAGGAUAGAUAAAGGUUAUGCCAUUUGAUGUAUGUCUGACCUGAGUUCAGGUCUCAAGUCUGUUCUAGGCUCCCAUUGCAUCUGCGUGAAUGCAUACCCAUUCGAGUUAAUUUGGAUCUUAGGGUUACGCCCCUCCAAAUUGUUGUAUCUGACCUAACAAUUAAACACUUUCAAGAUGACUGGUAAUAAUGUGGAUACAUCAUCGAGUAAUAAUUUGGAUACAUCAUAGGAUGGCUGGAUGGGUAUGCCGCAAGAAGUUCUGGUUACCGUCUGCAUUUUGAUCAUCCAAGUUGGCCUAGAAGAUUAUAAACACGGAACUGUUGUUCAGUGGAUAAUCUAGAUGUAAAUGUCUUUUCUUUUCAACAUUGUAGUUUCUUUCAA
Brachypodium distachyon (stiff brome) is the source of this 2681-nucleotide messenger RNA. RefSeq names its product protein GLE1. Gene Ontology annotation, cellular component: nuclear pore cytoplasmic filaments; cytoplasm; nuclear pore. The record is from RefSeq and is a predicted model, not a curated record. Lineage: Eukaryota; Viridiplantae; Streptophyta; Magnoliopsida; Poales; Poaceae. Gene Ontology annotation, molecular function: phospholipid binding; translation initiation factor binding; inositol hexakisphosphate binding. Gene Ontology annotation, biological process: regulation of translational initiation; regulation of translational termination; poly(A)+ mRNA export from nucleus. Bases 270 to 2090 code for a protein of 606 amino acids. The transcript is spliced from 17 exons.